CUGGCUGCCAAAGAAAUUGGAGUCAAACACCAGCAGUGUGUGAGAGUGUGUGUGUGAGUGUGAGUGUGAGUGUGUGUGAAGCAUAGGACAUUAUAUUACCUAAAAAAAACUCUUGUAAAGAUGCACCCGGUCAGAGUGUCGAUCCCGUCGUUUCGUUCAGAAACCAACUCGAUCGAGAAAGGGUACACGGUCUUUAGAAUUGACGUGCUGAUGAAUGGCAGACAACACGCUGUUGAGAAACGCUACAGUGAAUUCCACGCUUUGCAUAAAAUGCUAAAGAAGAGCAUAAAGCCACCUGAGAUCCCUUCCAAACAUGUUAGAAACUGGGUUCCCAAAGUGCUGGAGCAGAGGAGGCAAGGCCUGGAGCUCUACCUGCAGACUAUAAUUAUGGAAAAUGGAGUUCUUCCAAAGAUAUUCUUGGAUUUCCUCAAUAUCCGCCAUUUUCCUUCAGUGCCAAAAACAGAAAGCUGUGGGUCGUUUGAUACAGAAUCAGAGGAAUCGAGUAAACUUUCACAUCAGCCAGUCUUGCUGUUUCUGAGAGACCCCUACCUGCUGCCAACCGCUCACGAUGCAUUUUCAAAUGUCGUGAUUGAAGGUGUGGUCCACGGAAUUUUCUACCCAGAUCUUCAACCGAGGUAGAGCUGCGGAGCCGUCUCUGAGGGCACGUCACUACGAACGGAUGCUUCAUGUUCGCACACCGUGUUAGGUGUGCACCACGGAGGAUGUGACAUGUGGAGAUGCACUGAGCCUCAUUUACAUUUAGCAAAGCAUAAAACAAAAAUCCAUACAUUUAGGUUCUUUUCUUUCGAUAAAUAACUGGCACCAGCACCAUCGGUUGUUCCUAAAAUAAGCAAUAUUACCCCGUGUGGAUUUCUCAGCUAUAAAAUGUAAGCAUAUAUGAAACAGUGACAGGUUAUUUUUAGUAAGCUGAUAAACUUCUUUUUUUUCUUCCUUAUUUCUUAAGAAAGAAUUGAGUGAGAUGUACAGGAUCAGCUGGAAAUAGAGAGAAGAGGAAGCUCAAAGUAGAGAGAAGUUUGAAAGCUUUUAGUAAGUGAAUACCAGAAGUUGAAACUGAGGGGAACCAGAAAGGAAACGCUGAUGCCAGCUGGACUGAAGGUUAGUUUGCCAGACACGGAGGGGCCCUGUAAAGACGAAGCACAUGCAGGGCUGCAGUGAGGAGCUGGAUCGUGGCCUGCAAACAGCGAUGUGUUCCCUCCCCUUGUAGCACCAGUACUGUGGUUUGUGAACAUUGAGCCAUCUGAGGGGGGAGCGUGGAACAAUGUAGAGCGUGUUUGUGCAUUCUGGUGGAGUUGACGGCUAUGUGCCACAUGUAAGGGUGGAGAUGAUUUGAGUUGUGAUGUGGACCUCAUUUGUUGAGCAUACGAUGUUUGUGAAGGAGCGGCUCAGUCUGGAGCUCCAGGUUUUCGGCACAAAGCCUAUUUGAAAUGUAACCACGACAGACAGACCCCCAGAUUCUUUUUUUUUUUUUUAUUUUCAGACUUUAUCCGAUUCGGCGCAGCUCCCUCUGGAGCAACAAAAGGCUCAAUACACAUUUUUCACAUACACAGUAGUACUCUGCGAGACCUGUAUACAGACUUUGGUGUGUAAAAUAAGUGGCGUUCCCCUUUAAGAGAGGAUUAGGGCAAACUCGAGGGUACUUCUCCAUUUAUUAUUCACUUGCACUUCAAAAAAUGUUUUUACGAAAGAUGCAACGAUGAGAUACGAGGACUGAUAGCUGACCGUAAAGCAGGAGAAUGAGCUGGUUUGUCCCACAGCACAUGCAAAAUGUAAGUACUAGUCUAAUAGGAGUAAAAGUAUUCUGAUAACACUUAAAGGCCACUAUCUAACACUAAUGCCAGUCCUGUUAAGUUUAAUGUUGAAUUUACACAUAAUCUAGAAAGCCAGUUUUUCCACUUGUGGUGAUUAGAAGUCUAGUCACCCAUCAUGAAAAGGGAAGCAAAGUGUGCUUUGUUUUACAGAGGAUUUUUAAAAUGAGAGAUGGUGAUUUAAAAGACUACCAACCAGUAAAACACUGUGCAAUAUGUCACUAAAAUACAGGUUGUCUUUACAAACCUCUCCCGAUGUGUACUCUUGAAGAUACUUGCAGCGUUUGAAGUAGUUGGUGACACUUGUCCGGCCAGAGUUUUCUUAUGUGACUGAACCUCCAGUGGUGACAACUACAUAUUUAUACUGAAUCAAAUGAAUCCUGAGCAAUUAACCUCAACUAAACAGAUCAUGAGUUUAUGUUUUAACAGAGUAAAUCACUUCCUAGGGGAUCCAUCUCAUAGAUUUAUAUUUAUUUAUAUUUUUCAACAUUGUACUGUUUGUGCUCUUGAACAUGUGAAAAGUGUCAUUUAUGUGCCAUAACGUCAACCUACAGUGAACACUGGAAUUCAACUGUAGCACUUUAAGAUGGGCGAAAUGUUAAAUACUGACACCAAUAAAAUUCAUCAUUGCCACUAA
Molecule: messenger RNA, 2463 nt
Organism: Anarrhichthys ocellatus (wolf-eel)
Lineage: Eukaryota; Metazoa; Chordata; Actinopteri; Perciformes; Anarhichadidae
Gene: snx24
Product: sorting nexin 24
Exons: 7
Coding region: 121-639 (172 amino acids)
Molecular function (GO): phosphatidylinositol phosphate binding
Source: RefSeq, a predicted model, not a curated record